AUGGACCAGGUAAUGCAGUUCGUUGAGCCAAGUCGGCAGUUUGUGAAGGAUUCCAUCCGGCUGGUCAAGAGAUGCACCAAACCCGACCAGAAAGAAUUCCAGAAGAUUGCCACGGCCACAGCAAUAGGAUUCGCUAUAAUGGGCUUCAUUGGCUUCUUUGUGAAAUUGAUCCACAUCCCUAUUAAUAACAUCAUUGUUGGAGGCUGA
Pipistrellus nathusii (Nathusius's pipistrelle) is the source of this 207-nucleotide messenger RNA. The record is from the annotation of a GenBank genome assembly. Lineage: Eukaryota; Metazoa; Chordata; Mammalia; Chiroptera; Vespertilionidae.